Molecule: messenger RNA, 3833 nt
Organism: Labrus mixtus (cuckoo wrasse)
Lineage: Eukaryota; Metazoa; Chordata; Actinopteri; Labriformes; Labridae
Gene: acbd3
Product: acyl-Coenzyme A binding domain containing 3
Exons: 8
Coding region: 44-1678 (544 amino acids)
Cellular component (GO): Golgi membrane
Molecular function (GO): fatty-acyl-CoA binding
Source: RefSeq, a predicted model, not a curated record
CUAAACGGAAGUAGGUACGUGGCCGCUUCAGCUGACAGUCUACAUGAUGGCGACAGAGGUUCAGAGCGGCGACCUCGACAGCGCUACUUCCAGCCGGCUCGAAGUUUCCAUCGAUGGCCUCACCCUCAGUCCCGACCCGGAGGGCGAGCAGGUCCCGGUGGAGGAGCCGGACCCCAGCCCCGAGGAACCGGAGGCCGACACGCCGGGUGCCGCCGCGGAAGGCGAAGAUGGAGAGUCUGCCAAAUCUGCGAUAGAGAGCAAAUGGGGCUUUCCUCUGCAAGAGCUCUACGGAAUGGGCCUUAAAUUCUUCAAAGAUAAAGAUGGCAAGGCCUUCCACCCCACUUACGAGGAGAAGCUUCGAUUGGUAGCUCUGCACAAACAGGUGUUACUGGGCCCUUAUAAUCCAGAUGCUUCACCAGAGGUUGGCUUCUUUGAUGUCCUGGGCAACGACCGCAGAAAAGAGUGGGCCUCUCUGGGCAAUAUGGAGAAGGAGGAUGCCAUGGUGGAGUUUGUAAAGAUGCUGAACAAGUGCUGCACUCUCUUUGCUCCCUACGUCAUCUCACACAAGAUCGAAAAGGAGGAGCAAGAGAGGAGAAGGAAAGAAGAAGAGGAGCGUCAGCGACAGGAAGAGGAGGAGAGGGAGCGACAAAGGCAGGAGGAGGAGAGACGGAGGCUUGAGGAGGAAGAGAGGCUGAGGAGAGAGGAGGAGGAAAGGAGACAAGCAGAUGAAGAGAGACUACGGAUUGAGCAGCAGAAACAACAGAUCAUGGCAGCCUUGAAUGCUCAGACAGCGGUACAGUUUCAACAGUAUGCUGCUCAGCAGUACCCAAACAACCCAGAGCAACAGCUGGGCCUCAUUCGUCAGCUACAGGAGCAGCACUACCAGCAGUAUAUGCAGCAGCUCUACCAGGUCCAGCUGGCCCAGCAACAGGCGGCCUUACAGAAGCAGCAGCAGGCUGAUUCGAUGGUGCAGGGCACUCUGGAAUCAAACUGUUUCAACAGUGGCGAACCCGUCGCCGCCUCAGCAGCAGGGCCACUGUGUGCGGCUUCACCACCUGCAGGCGAAGAAGUUCCUACGGUCAAUGGGGGCCAGUCAGACUCAUACUCAGAAAGCAUGGACCGUGAGCCAGAGCCUGAGCCAGCAGAGGAGGUCUCAGAAAACGGGCCUUUAUUAGCAGACUCCCCACCAGUUAUAGCUGCUCCCUCCAUGUGGACACGGCCACAGAUCAAGGACUUCAAGGAGAAAAUCCGUCAGGACGCAGACAGUGUGAUCACCGUGGGGCGUGGCGAGGUGGUAACAGUGCGCGUGCCCACUCACGAGGAGGGCUCUUACCUGUUCUGGGAGUUUGCCACAGACUAUUAUGACAUCGGCUUCGGAGUCUUCUUCGAGUGGACGGAUGCUGCUUCUGCUUCUGUUAGUGUGCACGUGUCAGAGUCCAGUGAUGAGGACGAGGAAGAUGAAGGUGAUCCUCCCAACGAGGAGGAGAAGGCGAAGAAAGAGGCAGGUAAGCCCCAGGUGGAUGAGAUUGUGCCGGUGUACCGGCGGGACUGUCAUGAGGAGGUGUACGCAGGCAGCCAUCAGUACCCCGGCCGUGGAGUCUACCUGCUCAAGUUUGACAACUCCUAUUCACUUUGGCGCUCAAAGAGUGUCUACUACAGAGUCUACUACACCAGAUAAGCCUGAAUACUGACACAGGGGGAGCCAAGGAGUGUGUAUGUUCAUAUAUAUGUGUGUGUGUUGGUGGAGAUCUGUUUGAUGGCAGCCUGUAUGUGCGUGUGUGUGUUAAGGUGAGUGAUAGCAGAUGUAUUCUGGACAAAACCACCAGAGGGUGACAAAGAGACACACCUGGAGCCUAAUUUUUGAGUUUGGACUGAUAUGUGUGUACUGUGUGGGUGUAUGCGUGUCCCAACAUACACCCAUGCUAGAGCCUGUCAUCGAGCCUUUGGGGGAGGAGUGUGCAUUUGGUUGUAUAUUCACCGCCUGUCCUUGCUAUGCUCACAUAGACCAAGCUGUAGGACUUUUUGCUCUCAUAAUGUAUUUCACCACUCUUUACCCUGGGCUCCUCUUUUGUCACCGCUCCUGCCCGACACUGUCCAACGUGGCCUUGUGGCUGCUUCUGCCCUGAGUGAUGCUUUCAUAACCGUGAAAAGGAAACCCUGCGCUGAGUCCAACACUUUGUGAGCCAGGGUUUCCUGUAUGGUGGCUGUUUAUACCACAGAUGACACAUUGUUGAAAAUCAAAUGAUACUGCAAAUGUUCUUUAUAACACAAUGCCUCUGUUCCAUAGAGAGCUUCUGGUCUUGACCAAGUCUCACUAACGCAUUUUGUACACCAUCCAAAACAAACGUUGUCAUCUUUCUUGUUGUUAAAACUGUUGUCCAUUAUAUUCUCCCAAGUCAUUGUGGAAAGAUAAAGAGCUAAGAGUUUACUUAGUGGACAAAGUGCAAUUUUGGCUUACACAUAAAACAAUGUUCCACCUUUAUUUCUUUAUACAGUCUGUUAGCCACAGUGCACUAGGAGCAUAUUUUUUCUUGUUGGCAAAAUUUAUGAAGGACAUAGUUUAGGAUGAACUCCAAAUGAAGACGCAAGUAUAAACUUUAACUUUUGGCUUUUUGAAAAUCAAAACAACAAAAAUCAAUAAAUAUUUGUUUCCCCAUUCUACGACAGAUUUUUGUGUCAUCCAUGCUGUUUACUAUGUUCCGUUAAAAGCAGUUGCCUCAGUACAUAUUUACAAAAGUGUCCAUGUUCCUAAAUUUACUCCUCGUGACUUCUUACACAAGAUUAUCUACGCUCCUUGCUCAUCAAUUCAAAUGAUAUAUAUUUAAAAAUGGAGCCAGUAUUAAGAUGGAUGUAUAUUGAUAUCACCUGGGAAUUUUUUGUAGUUAUUGUUCUGUGUGUCUAGACACCUAACAAUAAUACAAAUGUCAUGUUUGGAGGUCAUAACACACUGUUACAUCUCUGCAGCUCUCAAAAUACACUGUUGAUGCCGUUUUCUUCCUGUUAUAAAUGAAUUUAUUGUCAUCUCAUCUAAGUUAACAUGAAUAAAGUGAGAUGAUGUAGACUUGUUUUUGUGACGUGGUUGCUUACUUGCUCAGUUUUUACAUCUUAAGUGUGUUCAACUUUUCAUUUGACGUCAAAACUUAAAUCCAUUGUUGCUCAGUUUCACAUUCUUUGUGUACAAAACACCCAGGUGCAUUAUGAACAUUGUGUUCAGCAGGCGUCAGAGACAUUUGGUUUCACUUAAAUUACUCAUUGAGUUGUAUUUGUACAUUUUUGUUUGUGUAUGCAACCAAACUUUAAAGACACAGGUGGAAUAACCUGCAAGUUGAGUACUCUAUUAAUGACCUUGUUAAGUGUUGAUCAUAUAAUUUAAUUAGAGGCCACUCCUGCUUCCAUUCAGUGAUCUAUUUAACAAAUGUCACUACGUAAGGCUUAACCAAGCCAUAAAGUUUAAGAAAGUCACCAUUUGUUCAGAUGUUUAUUAUUCUUUGUUUCUUCUUGCUCGCCAAAUGGUUUGAGCAGACGUGUUCAAGCCUUGUAUGUAAAUAAUUCUAUAAAUGAGUUUAUGUUUGGGUUUUUAAAAGUGGAAGAAGGCUAUGGUUUUUGAGAAUCAAUGCACUGUAAAAUAUGAUGAAUGAGAUUUAUGUAUACAUUUGACCCCGAAUGAAAGUCCAAAAUUCGUAGGAGGUAUAAAACUGUAAGACUCUAUUGACAUGACAGACCGAAAAGCUCAUCCUUUUUGUAUUGUUUUGACCUGUUUGGAUCUCUUAUGAGUUGGAAGGUCUUUUUGGGCAUAUAUUUAAUCUUGAUUAAACUUAUGUUCAUCUCUACAA